UACCACCACCAGCUGUAUAUGCAAUCAUUUGAUUGUCUUUCCUAUCUGGGCAGUCGAGGUAUUCUUCCAUACAAAGCUUUGCAGUCAAUGACACUCUCUCCAAGACCUUGAAGACAAUGCCAAGGAUAACCGUCAAUGCUUUCUGGAUGAUUACAUUUACGUCAGUCAGGCCCACCUGCCACCAGUCCUGUGGCUUCCCACCUGGAGAUGAUGCGUCGGCUGGACUGCUGGCCAAUCGUAAGUGUGAUUAAAACGAGCGGGGUAAGCUAGGAUGAUUAUAAAGUCAUCGGCAGAGCGGAGGGUGAGGUGCACUGGCUUGAGGAUGGGACAGGCUGCCACUCUGCACGGAAGGCCAGGGGGGACCUAUGUGAUGGAGCUUCAUGAGUGGUUCAGAAAGUUCAUGAGUGAGUGUCCCAGUGGUCUCAUAACCCUGCACGAGUUCAGACGUCACUUCUGCAAAGGGACAGUGGGCCACGAGUCGGCUGAGUAUGCAGAGCAGAUCUUCCGCACCUUGGACAACAACGGGGACGGAGUGGUGGACUUCAAGGAGUAUGUGACGGCCAUCAGCAUGUUGACCCAGGGCUCUGCAGUGGAGAAGCUACGCUGGUCCUUUAAGCUGUAUGACAAGGACAAGGAUGGGGCUAUCACCCGGGGGGAGAUGCUGGACAUCAUGCAGGCAGUGUACAAGAUGAGCUUGGCAGCAGCUAUUACCAAACCUAACCCUCUCACUGCUGAGGAGUGCACCAACAGGAUGUUCAUCCGACUGGACAAAGACAAAAAUGCCGUCAUCAGCCAGGAGGAGUUCAUCGAGGGGGCUCUGGAGGACGAGUGGAUCAGGGAGAUGCUGGAGUGUGACCUCCACACCGUCAAGGUGGAGCGGGCCCUGAAGGCCCCACCUGGACCCUAGCCCUGGGACUGGUGGGGUGGAGCCUGCCCUUGGAAUGCUUUUACCUCAGAGGGAAGGAUAGAUUGGGUUUGAGAGGGAAGGAUGCAGGGAUGGAAGAAGAAAAGAUGACUGUAGGAAUGAGACUGAUUACGUUUCAUAUCUGAAGCUGAGAGAUAAUAUUGAUCAGAUGGUUUACUUACAUCUUACAUUUACCAUGAUAUAUUUACUUCGAUCAUUCGAUGUGCCUACGUUGUGGAUAACUUUACUGAUCACUAUAGAUGUGUCAUUAAAACAUGUGGCUAAUUA
Molecule: messenger RNA, 1192 nt
Organism: Hypomesus transpacificus
Lineage: Eukaryota; Metazoa; Chordata; Actinopteri; Osmeriformes; Osmeridae
Exons: 5
Coding region: 272-907 (211 amino acids)
Molecular function (GO): calcium ion binding
Source: RefSeq, a predicted model, not a curated record